GCCAGCCCAGGGGCGGGAGGAAGCCCGAGGUUCUGGCUGUUGAUUAUGUAACUGUACAAACCGGUGGCUGCUCUGUCACGUGUCAUCGACGGAGCGCGCUCCCGCUUGGCGCUUGCGUGGAGAGCGGCCCCCAGCUGUUUUUCUCCGUGGCAGCGGCGACGAGCGGAAGUUCUUGGGAGCGCCAGUUCCGUCUGUGUGUUCGAGUGGACAAAAUGGCGAAGAUCGCGAAGACCCACGAAGAUAUUGAAGCACAGAUUCGAGAAAUUCAAGGCAAGAAGGCAGCUCUUGAUGAAGCUCAAGGAGUGGGCCUUGAUUCUACAGGUUAUUAUGACCAGGAAAUUUAUGGUGGAAGUGACAGCAGGUUUGCUGGAUAUGUGACAUCUAUUGCUGCAACUGAACUUGAAGAUGAUGACGAUGACUACUCAUCAUCUACAAGUUUGCUUGGUCAGAAGAAGCCAGGAUAUCAUGCCCCUGUGGCAUUGCUUAAUGAUAUACCACAGUCAACAGAACAGUAUGAUCCAUUUGCUGAGCACCGACCUCCGAAGAUUGCAGAUCGGGAAGAUGAAUACAAAAAGCACAGGCGGACCAUGAUAAUUUCCCCAGAGCGUCUUGAUCCCUUUGCAGAUGGAGGGAAGACCCCUGAUCCUAAAAUGAAUGCUAGGACUUACAUGGAUGUAAUGCGAGAACAACAUUUAACUAAAGAAGAGAGAGAAAUUAGGCAACAGCUAGCAGAAAAAGCUAAAGCUGGAGAACUAAAAGUCGUCAAUGGAGCAGCAGCAUCCCAGCCUCCCUCAAAAAGAAAACGGCGUUGGGAUCAAACAGCUGAUCAGACUCCUGGUGCCACUCCAAAAAAGCUCUCAAGUUGGGAUCAAGCAGAGACCCCUGGACAUACCCCUUCCUUAAGAUGGGAUGAGACACCAGGUCGUGCGAAAGGAAGUGAGACUCCUGGAGCAACCCCAGGCUCAAAAAUAUGGGAUCCUACACCUAGUCACACACCUGCGGGAGCUGCUACCCCUGGACGAGGUGAUACACCAGGCCACGCGACACCAGGCCAUGGAGGCGCAACUUCCAGUGCUCGUAAAAACAGAUGGGAUGAGACCCCCAAAACAGAAAGAGAUACUCCUGGACAUGGAAGUGGAUGGGCUGAGACUCCUCGAACAGAUCGAGGUGGAGAUUCCAUUGGUGAAACACCAACUCCUGGAGCCAGUAAAAGAAAGUCACGUUGGGAUGAAACACCAGCUAGUCAGAUGGGUGGAAGCACUCCUGUUCUGACCCCUGGAAAGACACCAAUUGGCACACCAGCCAUGAACAUGGCUACCCCUACUCCAGGUCACAUAAUGAGUAUGACUCCUGAACAGCUUCAGGCUUGGCGGUGGGAGAGAGAAAUUGAUGAGAGAAAUCGCCCAUUGUCUGAUGAAGAAUUAGAUGCCAUGUUCCCAGAAGGAUAUAAGGUACUUCCCCCUCCAGCUGGAUAUGUUCCUAUUCGAACUCCAGCUCGAAAGCUGACAGCAACUCCAACACCUUUGGGUGGUAUGACAGGUUUCCACAUGCAAACUGAAGAUAGAACUAUGAAAAGUGUUAAUGACCAACCAUCUGGAAAUCUUCCAUUUUUGAAACCUGAUGAUAUUCAGUACUUUGAUAAACUUUUGGUUGAUGUUGAUGAAUCAACACUUAGUCCAGAAGAGCAAAAAGAGAGAAAAAUAAUGAAGUUGCUUUUAAAAAUUAAGAAUGGAACACCUCCAAUGAGAAAAGCUGCAUUGCGUCAGAUUACUGAUAAAGCUCGUGAAUUUGGAGCUGGUCCUUUGUUUAAUCAGAUUCUUCCUCUGCUGAUGUCGCCUACACUUGAGGAUCAAGAGCGUCAUUUACUUGUAAAAGUUAUUGAUAGAAUAUUAUACAAACUUGAUGACUUAGUUCGACCAUAUGUGCACAAGAUCCUAGUGGUCAUUGAACCAUUGUUGAUUGAUGAGGAUUACUAUGCUAGAGUGGAAGGCCGAGAGAUUAUUUCUAAUUUGGCAAAGGCUGCUGGUCUGGCUACUAUGAUCUCUACCAUGAGACCUGAUAUAGAUAACAUGGAUGAGUAUGUCCGUAACACAACAGCUAGAGCUUUUGCUGUUGUAGCCUCUGCCCUGGGCAUUCCUUCAUUAUUGCCUUUCUUAAAAGCUGUGUGCAAAAGCAAGAAGUCCUGGCAAGCAAGACACACUGGUAUAAAAAUUGUACAGCAAAUAGCUAUUCUCAUGGGCUGUGCCAUCUUGCCACAUCUCCGAAGUUUAGUUGAAAUCAUUGAACAUGGUCUUGUGGAUGAGCAGCAGAAAGUUCGGACCAUUAGUGCUUUGGCCAUUGCUGCCUUGGCUGAAGCAGCAACUCCUUAUGGUAUCGAAUCUUUUGAUUCUGUGUUAAAGCCUCUAUGGAAGGGUAUCCGCCAACACAGAGGAAAGGGUCUGGCCGCUUUCUUAAAGGCUAUUGGGUAUCUUAUUCCUCUCAUGGAUGCAGAAUAUGCCAACUACUAUACUAGAGAAGUGAUGUUAAUUCUUAUUCGAGAAUUCCAAUCUCCUGAUGAAGAAAUGAAGAAAAUUGUGCUGAAGGUGGUAAAGCAGUGUUGUGGAACAGAUGGUGUGGAAGCAAACUACAUUAAAACAGAGAUCCUUCCUCCUUUUUUUAAACACUUCUGGCAACACAGAAUGGCUUUGGAUAGAAGAAAUUACCGGCAGUUAGUUGAUACUACUGUGGAGUUGGCAAACAAAGUAGGUGCAGCAGAAAUUAUAUCCAGGAUUGUGGAUGAUCUGAAAGAUGAAGCUGAACAGUAUAGAAAAAUGGUGAUGGAGACAAUUGAGAAAAUUAUGGGCAACUUGGGAGCAGCAGAUAUUGAUCAUAAACUUGAAGAACAACUGAUUGAUGGUAUUCUUUAUGCUUUCCAAGAACAGACUACAGAGGACUCAGUAAUGUUGAACGGCUUUGGCACAGUGGUCAAUGCUCUUGGCAAACGAGUCAAACCGUACUUGCCUCAGAUCUGCGGUACAGUUUUGUGGCGUUUAAAUAACAAAUCAGCAAAAGUUAGGCAACAGGCAGCUGACUUGAUCUCUCGAACGGCUGUUGUUAUGAAGACUUGUCAAGAGGAAAAAUUGAUGGGGCACUUGGGUGUUGUUUUGUAUGAGUAUUUGGGCGAAGAGUACCCUGAAGUAUUGGGCAGCAUUCUUGGAGCACUGAAGGCCAUUGUAAAUGUAAUAGGUAUGCAUAAGAUGACUCCACCAAUUAAGGAUCUGCUGCCUAGACUCACCCCCAUCUUAAAGAAUAGGCAUGAAAAAGUACAAGAGAAUUGUAUUGAUCUUGUUGGACGUAUUGCUGAUAGGGGAGCUGAAUAUGUGUCUGCAAGAGAAUGGAUGAGGAUUUGCUUUGAGCUUUUAGAGCUCUUAAAAGCUCACAAAAAAGCUAUUCGUAGAGCCACAGUCAACACAUUUGGUUAUAUUGCAAAGGCCAUUGGCCCUCAUGAUGUAUUGGCUACACUUUUAAACAACCUCAAAGUUCAGGAAAGGCAGAACAGAGUUUGUACCACUGUAGCAAUAGCUAUUGUCGCUGAAACAUGUUCACCCUUCACAGUACUACCUGCCUUAAUGAAUGAAUACAGAGUUCCUGAACUGAAUGUUCAAAAUGGAGUGUUAAAAUCACUUUCCUUCUUGUUUGAAUAUAUUGGUGAAAUGGGAAAGGACUACAUUUAUGCUGUAACACCACUGCUUGAAGAUGCUUUAAUGGAUAGGGACCUUGUACACAGACAGACGGCUAGUGCAGUGGUGCAGCACAUGUCACUUGGGGUUUAUGGAUUUGGUUGUGAAGAUUCACUGAAUCACUUGUUGAACUAUGUAUGGCCCAAUGUGUUUGAGACAUCUCCCCAUGUAAUUCAGGCAGUUAUGGGGGCCCUGGAGGGUCUGAGAGUUGCUAUUGGACCAUGUAGAAUGCUGCAGUAUUGUUUACAGGGUUUGUUUCACCCAGCCCGGAAAGUCAGAGAUGUGUAUUGGAAAAUUUACAACUCCAUCUACAUUGGUUCACAGGAUGCUCUCAUAGCACAUUACCCAAGAAUCUACAAUGAUGAUAAGAACACCUAUAUUCGUUAUGAACUUGACUAUAUCUUGUAACUUUAUUUGUGUUUAAUGCACAGCUGUUUCACACCUUAAACUUGCUUCGAUUUGGUGAUGUAAACUUUUAAACAUUGCAGAUCAGCAUAGAACUGGUCAUAGAGGAAGAGCUAGAAAUACAGUAGCAUGAAUUUUAAAUAACCUGUCUUUGUUUUUGAUGUUAAACAGUAAAUGCCAGUAGUGACCAAGAACACAGUGAUUGCACACACUAUUCUGGAGGGCUUUCAUUUUUAAUUCAUCUUUAUGAAGAUUUAGAAUUCAUUCCUUGUGUUUAAAGGGAAUGUUUAAUUGAGAAAUAAACAUUUGUGUACAAAAUG
Molecule: messenger RNA, 4444 nt
Organism: Kogia breviceps (pygmy sperm whale)
Lineage: Eukaryota; Metazoa; Chordata; Mammalia; Artiodactyla; Physeteridae
Gene: SF3B1
Product: splicing factor 3b subunit 1
Biological process (GO): spliceosomal complex assembly
Cellular component (GO): U12-type spliceosomal complex; U2 snRNP; U2-type prespliceosome
Molecular function (GO): mRNA binding
Source: RefSeq, a predicted model, not a curated record